Molecule: messenger RNA, 1632 nt
Organism: Rhipicephalus sanguineus (brown dog tick)
Lineage: Eukaryota; Metazoa; Arthropoda; Arachnida; Ixodida; Ixodidae
Product: nonsense-mediated mRNA decay factor SMG9
Exons: 13
Coding region: 152-1510 (452 amino acids)
Biological process (GO): nuclear-transcribed mRNA catabolic process, nonsense-mediated decay
Source: RefSeq, a predicted model, not a curated record
UACUUUUUUUUUUUUUGAGUACGCAUGCUUUCGCUGGUGAUCACUGUAGUUUAGGGACUCUAAAGCUUACUUUGACAAGGCGUUAGCGAUCCACAUUCGAGGUUGUAUGUCCAGUGCUGACCGUAUAUUACGAUUAAAACUAUAAACCCCGAUGGCGGAUCCAUACGACCGUGGUUACUACAAAAAGCGUCCUUACGCUGCCAAGUUUCAGGAACGGGAGCAGGAGCCGGAGUCGAGUCAGCAGCAGAUCAAACCAGUGUUCAUACUCGCCAAACACCCGGACCGGGGCUCUUCCUCCCAGACUCAGCCGCAAGCUGGUGGAGAUGCCGCCUCCGGAGAGAGUUCAAAGCCUACCGUUCUGCUCAGCAAGGCAUCAUCGAGGGCCGAAUCCCCGGCAUCAUCAUCGAGCACAUCUAAGGACGAUGCCCAGCCAUCGGCAUCUGUGUCCACUAGUACGGCCAUCAAGCAACCGCCUCCCGAGAGCUUGAGUGACCGGCUCGCAGCACCUCCUGACAUGGCAGCCCCUGUCAAGUUUAUUGAUGAUUCCUUACAAUGGUGUGAUAAUGCUCUCGAGUACCUUGUGGACCAGCCAGACUUCUACGUGGUCGGAAUUGUUGGCAUGCAAGGUGCUGGAAAGUCGACCAUUAUGUCCAUACUUGCUGGUCAGUAUGGCCAAGCAGGCAUGAGGCAGCUGUUUCGUCCGCAGAGCCGAGAAUUGCGGGAGCUUGGCCAGCAUUGCACAACAGGUGUGGACAUUUACAUCACACCAGAGAGGAUGAUACUGCUUGAUACUCAGCCUGUCAUCAGUGCCUCGGUGAUGGACCACAUGAUCCAGUUUGAGAAGAAGACUCCCGGGGGUGGAGAUUUUCAUUCGCUGGAGAACGCUCAUGUCAUGCAGUCUUUGCAGAUGGCCUCUUUUUUAAUGGCUGUCUGCCACACGGUCAUCGUCGUGCAAGACUGGUUUGCCGAUCCAAAUUUCCUCAGGUUUGUGCUGACAGCUGAGAUGCUGAAGCCGACAACUUCGUCGCAUGACCAAAGCCGCAGCAACAGUGAAGAUGUUGCUGAAAGCUUCCCUCACCUAGUGUUUGUACAGAACAAAUGCACUCCCGGCGACUUUUCUCCUGAGAAUGUUGCUGCCAUGAGCCAGACGUUGGAUGCCAUCUUUACCAAGUCGAAACUGAAGUACAAAGGACAUAUAAGUAUGGAUGCCUCAAUGGCUCUUGGCAAGGAGAAGCAGCACCAAGGGCCAAAUCUGUUCCUGCUUCCCAAGAGACUGUCUGAGCAAGAGGAGAAGCGAAGGAGUGAAGGUGAUGCUGUGCCUGGAUAUCAGGAUGGUGGUCGGCUAGAGCAGCUGGCUUCGUUGCUGACCCUCCAAGUUGGCAGCAUGCCAAAGCAGCACAUCACCCACACACCCCUCACCGAGAAAAACUGGUUCCACUACUCAGCACGGUUAUGGGACGCUAUGCAAAAGUCCAUGGUGUUCAUGGAGUACAGUCGUCUGCUUCCAUGAGGCAUUGUAAUGUAUAGUAUAAUACUGUGUGGUGUAUGGAAGAAGCCAGAGACACGAACUGGGGAACGUGUGCAAGUGUGUAAAUAAAGUAUGUGCCAGAAACACACAAAGCCUGCUGUUGU